Messenger RNA from Phymastichus coffea, 11014 nucleotides. RefSeq names its product alpha-2A adrenergic receptor (gene Octalpha2R). Gene Ontology annotation, cellular component: membrane. Gene Ontology annotation, molecular function: G protein-coupled amine receptor activity. Bases 112 to 1809 code for a protein of 565 amino acids. Gene Ontology annotation, biological process: adenylate cyclase-activating adrenergic receptor signaling pathway. The transcript has 4 exons. Lineage: Eukaryota; Metazoa; Arthropoda; Insecta; Hymenoptera; Eulophidae. The record is from RefSeq and is a predicted model, not a curated record.
CCACUGCAACUGGUGAAAGUGUGUCUGGGAGUAGCAGGCGACGAACAGGGAACGUGGUGGCAGUUAUCGGUGAGAUAGCAAGUGCUAUCAUCGCCGGUAACCCCCAGUACGAUGACGACAACGACGAUAAACAGCGACAGCAGUGGCGAGAACAACUACGAUGGCGCGUUGCUAUUCGGACUGGGUCCGAUGUCAGCGUUCGAAGCGGCUUUCAACACGACGUUCAACGACAGCGAACUGCUGUUCGCCGAAUGGUUGAGCCUCGACAACGACAAUGCCAGCAACGCCAGUUACGUUCUCGAAAGUGUCUAUCCUUCAGGUUACUCGAUGCCUCAUAUUAUCAUCGCUUCGGUGGUCAUCACUAUACUCAUGAUCGUCAUCGUCGUUGGCAAUAUGCUUGUCAUCAUUGCUAUUAUGACCGAGAAAGCACUGAAGAACAUACAAAAUUGGUUUAUCGCGAGUUUAGCCGUCUCGGACUUCUUUCUCGGACUUGUCAUAAUGCCAUUCUCACUGGCCAACGAGAUAAUGGGCUAUUGGAUAUUCGGCUCGUGGUGGUGUGACAUACACUCGGCGAUGGACGUGUUGUUGUGCACCGCCAGCAUUAUGAAUUUGUGUCUGAUUAGUUUGGACAGGUACUGGAGUAUCACCCAGGCGAUCGAUUAUUUGAAAAAGAGGACCCCGGCAAGAGCCGCUUUUAUGAUCGGUUUCGUCUGGAUCAUGUCCGCGGUCAUAUGUAUACCACCGCUGCUAGGGUGGAAGAGGACACAGCCUAAAGAGAGAUAUCCUACUUGCAAGUUAUCGGAGGACAUCGGCUACGUCGUGUAUUCAGCGCUCGGUAGUUUUUACAUCCCAUCGUGCAUCAUGGUGUUCGUGUACAUUAGAAUCUACUUCGCGGCGAAAGCACGAGCGAGACGUAACAUGAGGAAACCGCCAAGACCAAGGCCAGCAGCAGCACCGCCACCUGAAUCUCCGGACAUAAGACAGACGAGUUUCACGCACACGACAACGGAUACUGAAACACCUGGUGGCACUGCGAGUAACGAUCCCAAUGCUGGCAAGAUACUCGAGAACGUUGCCACCAUCGAGAAUCAACAACCCGUUCAGAUACCCAUCGUUACCUGCGAUUUUGCUAGCGACGUCAGCACCUCUGAAGCUGAUCCUGCUAUCGGUAGCAAUAUACCUCUCGAGGAAAAGGAUACGCUUAAGGUGGCGAUGCCAAUGUCCAUGAAAAAAUCCAGCCUGAAAGCGACCUUAUCUGUGAACGGUGAGGGUCAAUCAGGUUUGCCAUCACGUUGCCGUGCACCAAGCGUUGGUAUAGACGUGGACAUGGUUUCGGAAUUGGAUCCAUCGUCGUCAGACAGCGGGGUAGUGUCGCGUUGCGCGGUGGUAAAGCCAUUGAAGUUGCGCUUUUGCAAGCCAAUCUUCGGUCGCAAAGCGCUGGAGAAGCUGCGCCAGCAGCAGCAGCAGCAGCAACACGGUGGCGGGGUCGAGGCGCAACGCGACAUUAUGAUAGAAAUGAAGCCAAAGCCACCGCGCGAUCCGGAGCGCGAGAAGCGUCGUCUGGCGAGGAAGAAGGAGAAACGUGCGACUUUGAUACUUGGUCUUAUAAUGGGUAGUUUUAUCGCUUGUUGGCUGCCUUUUUUCUUCUUGUACAUCGUCAAGCCGAUGUUUCCCAGCUUUCAAAUACCUGACUACGCAUUCGCUAUCGCUUUCUGGCUUGGCUAUAUGAACUCGGCCCUCAAUCCCGUCAUCUACACGGUGUUCAACAAGGACUUCAGAAGAGCCUUCCGUAGGAUACUCUUCAAAUGAGACGCGCUUCCGCGCAGGAAGCGCUUCCCUGUAUUCUCCUGAUGGCACGCCUAGUGUCUGUAAUAAUCUUUAUAUUAGUGCACAAAAACCAAAAAGUCACACACCAAGAAAAGCAGAUUUUCCGAUGAAAACGACUGAAAACGGAAUUAAAAGAGUCAGCGGUUGUAUAUAUACAUAGCUGGUGAGAUAACAACAAAUUCGAUUAUAGCGGAAGAGGAGGCAUUUCGCAAAUAUAUUUUGGAAAGGAAGAGAGAAAAUCGAGAUUGGACGCCGUCCUGCAAAAGAAAAAGGAAAAAAUUGUGUGCCGCAGCAUAUAGAUUCGGUGCCUUUUUUUCUGUCUUCGAUGAGUGUGACUAUGGGCAAGGAGCGCAAGAUGGUUCCUAUUAUAUCGAAAGAGAGAGAGAGAGAGAGAGAGAGAAAUGUUCGUUGCUUCGACACGAGGAACAAAAAAAGAAGGUAUACAUAAAUAAAAGCGACAACGUAAGAAAAACUUUCAAAACACAUCGAAAAAAUAUCUAACGUAGUCCUUAUACGUGUAUAUUGAUGAUCUGUACAUUGUAAGAUUGAGCGAUUGAGAAUUACGAUGCGUGAAGCUAUAGAUUAACUAGGUAUCAUUUUGAGCGACUGUUUUUCUCUCAUCUUUUACUUUUUCUUAUUGAUAUGCAAAAAAGAUUCUUCUCAGAGGUCUUUUGAGCGAUGGAAAAAACAGAAAAAACCACAAACACAAUAAAAUAUAAAUGCAAAAUAAAAUAUGUCGCAUUUCUUCAAAUUGAUAUUGUAAAGAUAUAUAAUUAAGAAUAAAUAUUUGGACGAACUCGUUAAAUAAUUUAAUACUCUGGACCAAUUGUAGGUAUAUACAUUGACGUGGUUACAUAAUAGCUUUAAAAAAAUCACAAAAAUGUAAUAUGUUGUAUAAAGGAUAAAACCUUGAGCAGCUAUAAGUAAUGCAAACAGCAUAUAAAAAAACAAAAUAAUUAAUCAGCUCUACUAGAAGCCCUUUUAUUUUUUUUUUUGAGAAUGAAGUAAAUAAUAUCAAAAAAUUUUAAUAAUUGCAGAGGGAAGCCAAUAGUAAAAACAAAAAUGGUGAAAUUUUUGCGCAUGAUUAUGUCGUGAUAUUUACACUCUGUAUUUCAAAUCUUGCUUAUGGAAAAAUAUACUCAAUAAUUCUAAAAAAUAAUUGUCAAUAAUGUGAUAUUUUUAUAAAAAAUAAAAAACAACAAUGAAGAAAAUGCAACUGAAACUGUAAUCAAUAGUCAAAAAAUAAUCACCGGUAGACUAUGUUUUAUACUCGUAAUCUUAAGAAAUAAACCACCAUCGAGCAUUAUUAAGGAUUUUAUUAGUGUUCAUUCAUUGUUAACAAAACAAAACAAUAAAAAAAUAAUAAGCCUGUUGUAGGUAACAUGAGUACUAUUAGCUUCCUUUUGGCAAAAAACACUGGCAUCAAGCUAUUCAGGUACAUUGAGCGUUGGAUUAUUUUGCUUUUAGACGAAAUGCUUGGAAUAUCACGUCUAUUUUCAAGAUUCAACGUUAUAUGAUUUUAAGUCUGAUUGGAUUGAUCAAAGGUGAAAAUAAUGAAAGUUGGUAAACGUAAGAAAAGGGAAAGGAAGAGAAUAGAGGAAUGCAAGAUAAAGACUUAAGAGGGACACAGUACGGGAUUCUUGAAUAUUCAUGCGAUCUCUCUUUGGCAAACGAUGAAUAUUUAGGGCAUAGACGAGAUAUAUGGUGCUUUCGCAUAUAUCCUCCGCUGAUCCGUAAGAAAUACAUGGAAAUUCAACAGGCUGGUAUUCACAGGCGAUUAAAACAUUAAUGAUAAUUUAUACAAAUGAGCAUUUGGGAUUGAAUGGAAACCAUGUUUACAGGACUAUAAUUUGGAAUCCUAUGUGAAUAUACAAAAUGAUUGUUAGUUUAUUUCUUAUUUUGUUGUGAAUUGAUGCACGAAUGUCAUGCAGAAUAUUCAAUAUCCGUCGAUUCGGUUACGUAUAUAUUUGAAUGCAUGAAUAUUUUUGUCUUGUAUCGCUCUAUCGGCUCCACGUACCCUGGCUAAAAAGUCAUGUCGCAGUCAUCCCUACAACUGUAAUAUGGCUAUGCUCUUAAAGUUUCACUAACUUAAUUGUUAUUUAACUUCUUGUUGGACACCAGUUUACUCAGUCUAUUAUUUUCGAGUUUCACAGUCAUACUACGAUACUUUUACGAUUUGCCUUGACGACUACUGUUCCCUAUAGUUGCGCAUAGAAAAAAUUUACUUUCGUAAGGAAUGAUAUGACAGGUACAGAAAUCUCACCUCGGUACCUAAUGAAAGACACGUGACAAUUUUUCCUGACAAAAAAAUUCCCAUCCGCAAGUCACGGUCGACAUUUUACCCACUACGCCAGCGAAGCGGCCGAAUGCAUGAAUAUUCACAGGGUUUCGUUUUGUUACAAAAUGACCGUCGAAUGGUAUGAAAUUUCACGGAUCAACGAAUUGCAGUUCAUGCAGAAAUUAUUUAAACAAUGUGCGCAUUUCGCUGUAUGUAAUUUACGAUUCAGUAAAUUUAUAUCUGAUGUAUAAGUAAUAUUAAUGUCAGAUUUCCAGAUGUUUUUUUUUCUUAUAACAUAAAUCAUACUGCGUAAAUUCAAAAGUAGAAAAGCAUUUAUUUGUUCAUCAGAUAUAAUUUUCAUCAUAAAAUAUUUACAUGAAAGUUGAAUUAUCUGCAUUUUAAUGUAUAAUGAGUUUAUCAUAAGUUAUACUGAAAUAAAUUUUUCAAUUAAAGUUAUCGUCGUUGAUUCAGCAUUUCUAUGAAGUUUCAUCGAAAAGUAUGCAAAGAAAGAUAUACAAAUCAGUAUAAUAACCAAAUGGCUUUUUUGAUAUCUGUGAAUUGUAUCAUAAAUGUGAAGUAAGAAGAAAAGAAAAUUCCUGCAUUACUUCAUAUCUUAUAGUUUCUUUUACCUGAUCUUGGUUCUAAGUUCGUCUACUCAUACUAAGAAGGAUAGACAAUGAGAUGCGUGACGUUUUUACCUCCGCCCUCCUUUUAUCUUCAUUCAAGCGGCCACUUCAGAAACUCAUCUGGGGCUCUCUGCAUUAUAGAAGAAGCAAGCUCGUUUGGCUUCUUUUUACCUGGCGCCGCGCGUACUUUUUCCAAUCCUUCGAGAUCUUCUGAAUUUCUUCAAGCGUACAAUCAUAGUAUAUUCCAUUUAUUUCUUUCAAAGAUAAGAAUCCGCUUUAACUAUACCUAUCCUAUUCUAGAUUAUACUAUAAUGCUUUCAAUUCUAUGGCAUUUUAUAUUUUGACAAAAUAUGUACAAUGACUAUUUAUUAAAAUAUAUUAUUUUGUCUUUUUGUUUAAUGAUACAUAGUAUUUUUUAGUAUUUUUUUGAAGAAGUGGUAGAAAAAUUUUUCAUGUUUUUUUUAAAACUUCAGAUAAUUGUCACGCUUGCCAGCUCCAAUUGAUCUGAAGCAAUUUGAGGUGAUUUAAAGUGAAAUUUGAUUCCGGACGACAAACUUUAAAAUUCACGAUGUACGAGCCAACUUUUGCAAGCAUGAUUGUACGGCAACUCUUCCGAAAUAAGAUAUUACUUUUAUAGAAGUUGUUAGAACAUAUAGUUGCAAAUUUUUAUUUGUUAUUCGUUAAUUUUGUUAUCAUCGAAAUACUAACAUGUUAUUUAGUUCAGAAUAAUUAACAUCUAAAAAUCCAAAAAAUGACAAUCUGUUAACGUACAGAGCAUUAUAGAGUAAAACCAUAAUAAUAAUUUUAAAUAUUUUAAUAGCUGUGUGAAUGGAAAAAAUUUAGAAUUGAAUUGUAAAGUUUACUUACGAUAAAAAACAUAAAAACUGAUUAUUCUUUUUCAUAAAGAUCAUUUAUAAAAGUAUGAACAAUAAAUAAUUGCAUUCGUACAUCGAUUAAAAAACGCAGAAUCCAAUACAAGGUUACCGGCGAAUAGAAACAGCAUGUAAAUAAAACAAUGCAUUAAAAGUGUCAUACACUGCGUAUGAAUUUAUUAUUUUUCAAUAAUUGCUGACAAAUAAGACAAAAAAUUUUCUAAAUAUAUAAGUAGAGUCGUGCAAGUAUGAAUGCGUGUAAAUAGAUAAGAAAUGAUAAAAAAGAGUCAUGAUAUAAAUAAAUGCAAAUUAAACAUACGUUGAUCUUACAUGUGUAUAUAUCAAUUAUAAUUACGUAAAACCUAAGAUUCGUAUAUUAAGAUUAUUAUAUAAGUAAGAUGAAAACAUAAAUAUUUAUUAUGUUAUCUAAUGAAAAUAUGUCACAUAAUAAACAUCGAGUUUCUGUAUUAUACACGUAAGACAUUUGCGAGUAUAAACGUGUUUUUCUUAUAAAACAACAUAUGAGUAGUUUAAUAGCAAGCUAAAAAGCUAUUUUCGUUUUUAUUCAACAAUCCAAAACAAAAUUAACGAAACGACUUGAAAGACAAACGGGUAUAAAACAUAAUAUUUCGUUAAUUUCUGAUACUGCAAAUGUGGUACAAAAGCAGACCAAAACAAACAACAAUAUUCAAUCGUUAAUACGCUAAACUACGAAAUUACGAAAAAGAUUGUCCUUGAGCCGAUGUAGAGAAGUGUGGGUUUUGCUUCAAUACGGAUAAAUGUUUUCCUCUAAAAAUAGGAUAAAGUAUAGGAGAAAAAAGAGCUACGCUUUGUUAUUAAUUCACUGACGAUAUUGCGGAAUUGAAUUCAAGCUUUAUGCCGUGCAAUAAUAAAAUCAAAAUGGGUAACUAUACUUUGAAUACCAAAAAGAACGAACAAUACAAGCUAAUCAGACUUAUUGAAUAUGUACAAAAUUCCGAUGCUAUAAAGGAAUUAUAAAAAUUGGUGAAUUGCAAUUACAGAGUACAGGCACUCGAUUGAAGUGCAAUUCGCAAUAAUAGUCUGAUACGUAGACUAGUUCUACCGUAUUUUUAGCGCAAAGUGAUUAUCAACGAAUCAGACUACGUAUUAAUAUUUUAGUUUUUAUUUUUCUUCGAAAUAUAUUCACUAUCACUAAUCAAUAAUUUCAAUGUUCCAUGACUUCCGAAAACACUUUUUUAUUUAUAAACAUACUCUCACGAUUUUCAUACUGAUAAAUUAAGAUGUACAACUUAUCGGCUGCAUAAUUUAGUCUAUGACGUCUACAAGACUAACAAAAUAUAACGAAGUUGUAAUAUCGCACACUACUCUUAAAAUUCGAUUUUUUAAAUAGCUCAAAGUAGCUCUCCGAACAAGUUUUAUUUUCAGGAGACUUCGUCAAAAAAAUGAAUUACUUAAUAAUAUCUACUAUCGAGUAUUUAUUUGCAGAUCAAUCCAAAAAUAAAUCGAAAAAUAUUAUAAUUUAUUUUAUUUAAUUUAAAAUUCACGUGCGUUAUUUAGCAUGAAAUCAAUAAAUUACGUAAAAAGUGCGAAAUUACCACGAGUAUAAACGCAAGUUUUUACUUGCACUAUAAAUCAGAAUGCGUUUAUAAGCACACAUAAAAAAACAGUUUUUUAUUUUUUUCCCUCAAGCCAUAUAUUUUAUAUUCAGCGCCCUUCUUGUUAUCUCGAUACAGCCUGAAAGAGAGAGAGGGUAACUAAUAUACGUCGUCUGUCAAUUAGUGUCGCAAUUUCUCGAUAUCCGAUGGAAUUAGAAACCGAAGUGCAUUUAUUUGGGUCAGAUUUUGAUUCAAGCACAUGAGCUAUGAACCUGAGCAGAUAGAUAGUUUGUCGAUUUUAUAUCCCUCCACAACGAUGGUUUGAUUAAUUUACCACGUUGAAAUUCCCUCGCUCCUUCGAGCGAAAUCCGAAUGAGAUAAAUCUCACGGUACUCUCUCCUGGUUCUAUCUCUCUCUCUCUACACCCUUCCUCUAAGCUGUUUUCGUUCAUUGGGAAAUUGUGUUUGCGCCCAAUUCUCUCUCUCUCUUUCUCUCUCUUUCUCUACAGCUCUUGACUGGUUUGUUAAGGAGUAUCUAAAUUAAUUACCUGCAGUUUCAAGUGUCAAUGAUAAUUUUCCGAUUGACUCACGUAACUAUUUUUUCUUUACAUAUAUCCAGCAUUAACUUUAUAUCAUUAAUUUUUCGAGAAAAUAAAGGAAAUAAGUUAAUAAGGAAAUACAAAUAAUUUAUUCAAAUAUUUUCGAGUGGUUGCUAAAUGAAAGAAAGAAAAAAAUAGUCCCUGAAUAUUAAUCAAAGUAGUGAAUAUAUUUUACGGACAGAAUAAAAAAAUAAUAGUUCAAUUUAUUUACUUAUCAAUAUGAUCUCAGUGUUGUUUUUAUUACUUUGUGAAUGCGUAUUUCGCCAUGGGCUACAUAUAGCAUAGCGUUCGCUGCAUAAUUUAUCAAUUUUAUAUGGCAGCAUGCAAAAAAAUUAUUCUAAAACGUGUAAAUGACGAGGAAAAUCAUAAAUCAUUAAAAUUACUGACUCUCGAGAAAAACAUAAUAUACUUUUCUCUCGAUGACAUUAUUUUUCGUUUGACCGUCUAGUUAUUUAUAUUAUUUUAUUCCUCGUUUGUACUUCAAUGGUAUUUAUUUAACUUUAUCCGCGUCUCUUUGUUCCGUCUUGUAAAGUUUUUUUGCUUUCUUCUUUUAGCGAUAGCUCUCGAUCUCUGUACUUUCAACUUCCCAAACAAAUACUACAAACACGAAAAAUAGUUUAUCAUCGUUUCUCAAAGUUCGCUGUUUACCUCUUAUUUUUCUCUCAUUUAAUUUUGCAACUAUCGAGAUAAUAUAUUGUUCUUUUUCAAAGAAAAGACAAGCAUUUUCAUGCAAACGGCUCUCAUUUGGAGUCGAGCGAGAAAGUAGCGUGAAAAUACUGAAUUUAGCAAGUAGAACAAGAAAAUAUCGGCAUAUGACAUGUCGCUCCAAAAAUUCUCGCUCCGUCCGUAUAUAAGUCACAAGGUCUUAACUUAUACGAAGAGAGUAAGGGAGAGAGAGAACAGCAAAAAGUUAGGGAUUUAAAUUAUUUAUUACUGUGAAUUCAUAUAUUAUAUUCCAAACGGUUAUGGGAAUUAAGAUUUUUAUAUUCGAGAUGCUGCUUCUUAUAUUUGAAACGGCUAGAACGAAACGUUAAUUAAUAGACUAUAGUACUACAUUAUCUUCAAAAUUAUUAAUAGACAGACUAUAUUUAAUCUGAAAAGAAAAUAUUAUUCCAUGAUUAAUUUAAUAUCAUUAAUGCAUUCAGCAUAAUGACAAGGAUUCAGAAUAAAAUCUCUUGUUAUAAGUGAUAUAUACUAUUAUUUUUUCAAACAAUGUCACUGCUUAAAUAAGGAUAUAUUAAUAGUAUUUUUUUCAAUUUUUCAAAGUUGUCUUGCGUUAGUUGUAUGUACGAAGAGUACUGAUGCGUUGUACAGACAUCUAAAUUUAUAAAUGAGAAUGUUAUAAUAUUCUUUUGUACUUGUUUCAUAAAAUAUAAAUUCGGUUUCAUAAUAGAUAUUUAGAGUCUUAUAUCCUUAUAUUCGGUAUACAUUCUAUAAAGAAUUGAUCCUUCGCAAGCACAGAAUGUUACAGUUAAACAUAAAGUAAUACUUUUUAAGUUUUUCUGUUGUCGUUAUUUUCUUUGUUUUUAUUGAGAAAUUAUAUAUACAAAAUUUUUAUUCGAUCACUAAUUAAAUAAGCAUUGAUUUAUUAUUUUUACAAAGUUAAUUGAUUUUGCAAAAAAAAAUCAAAAAUAAUGUGAUUGAAAUGGCAAAACCUUUAAAAAUUAGCCAAAAAGUAAAUGUAAUUUAAGCUACUGAUCAGAAAAAAUUGAACAAUGAUUUAGUUAACGCGCGUUGAAUUUUUGCAACUAAACUAUUUAAAAAGCUUGAACGAAACUAAAGCAUAACAAUUUUUUCUGAUAAUUCAUACAAUCACUAAAAAUGUUAAUUGUCUUGUUACUGCGUGAAUCAAACUGUAAAAUGAUGUUAAUGCUUCGUUCCACAUUGAAACGAUACUUUCAUAAUGUACAUCUGACAAAGAACCUAUAUAAAAGAUAAUACUCAUCUGCUAUAUAAUUUCAUAUCUGAUGAAGAUGGUGAUGAUGUUUCAUACUACAAUAUCCCAUAAUUCAAAAACCGGCAGGUCAUUUUUUUAUAAAAUCGUCUUGAAACAAUUUUAUGUAUAAUUGUACUAUAACAGUUGAGGAAUUUCUAAGUGUAUCUUACAUAUUGUAUAUAUACUGUAAAAAAUGUAUUUUAAAAUCAUGAGGCUCAUAUUCGCAUAUUUCACUGAAAACAAUAAUAAUGAUGAAAUUGUACAUAUAAUAUACUGUAAGAACCUGUAAAAUCUUUAACAAAAUAGGGUUGUAUUCAAAUAUAAGCACCUUAGAAGAGAUAAUAAUCAUAUACACACCUACAAGCAAUCGAUAUUAUUUUUUGAUUUAUCAUUUUUAAUUUUUUGUUGUUUUGGUCCGACAAGUUCGUAAAACGGGUGCUAAGAGUAAUGCAGUUUACAAAAGAGGCAUUUAAUUAAGAAAAAAUGAAAUGGAAAAAUCUUAAUUAUCUCAUAAUAUAAAGAGAUUCACUUGCGCGUGACAACAAAAAAAAAACGAAUAUUCACACUCUACAUUCGCACCCCAAGUGCGACAAAAUAUUAGAGACGGCAAAGGUCAAACUUUUCUAAUGAUAAUAAUGAAAGAAAAUAAUUUAAAAAAUGAAAAUCUCUAUGUGUAUUUUAAGAGAAAAAUACUCUUGACGUAAGCAAUGCACUGUAAGUAGUUGAAAAAUUUUAUUAACGUGUUAAUGUUAUAAAAAGAAAAAAACAAAAGCGACAGUGGAAAAAGUCCCAAUAAAUGUGUAUGAAUAAAGAAUAAAUUGAUGCUACAUUUAUUAUAUUAUAUAAAACUUCCUGCUACAUUAAAAAUGCUUUCGAUUUCAAUUGCAAUGUGGUAUUUCGUUUGAAAAACGAUAUACCACAUUGCACAACUGUCCAAGAUUCGAAUGAUUUGUAUGAGAUCCAUCUUUAUACAAGAGUACUCUAGAUACUGAAAAAACUAUUAUUUCCAGUUCAUUCUAUAAUAUACAUGGUCUAACGAAGUUUUUUCAAUCUUUUGAAAUAUUUGCAAAAAAUAUAAGAAAAAAGAAAUUUUACAAUCAACUGUUCUAAUAUUUCAAUUACAUGCGUAAUACUCGGCGAUAAAAAUCCGAAACACAUACUGUAUUUAUGUAUUUUCCAUUAUGAAAAGUAAUAUAAAUAAAUAAAUAUAUAUAUAAAUAUUUAUAUAUAUACAUAUAUAAAUAUGAUACAUGAUACGUUUGACGAUGUGCGACAAAAACAAUUUACAUAGCGUUUUUUU